Molecule: messenger RNA, 2508 nt
Organism: Tribolium madens (black flour beetle)
Lineage: Eukaryota; Metazoa; Arthropoda; Insecta; Coleoptera; Tenebrionidae
Gene: sax
Product: activin receptor type-1
Exons: 8
Coding region: 36-1745 (569 amino acids)
Biological process (GO): cellular response to growth factor stimulus; dorsal/ventral pattern formation; BMP signaling pathway
Cellular component (GO): BMP receptor complex; plasma membrane
Molecular function (GO): transforming growth factor beta receptor activity, type I; ATP binding; metal ion binding
Source: RefSeq, a predicted model, not a curated record
CCCCAACUUUUGUGUUGUUAUUUAUACGGCGUAAUAUGGCCGCCACAAGUACCAUAAAUUGUUUAUUAAUUGUUUUAUUAAUACAAAUCUGCACAGGUGAAGUGAUCCAAAGGCCUCAGCUGAAAGAAGACGCCGAGGAUGAAGACGACGAAAUCAGCAAUGAGCACAGUGCUCUACCUAAAAACCUGGAGACUUUUCAAAUCCAUCAAAAUCAGAUAACAAACGACAAUGUAAAGCGUUACAAAUGCCACUUAUGUGACCCUCCGAAUUGUUCCAAUCCAACGGUGUGUUUUGAUGCUAUCCAGUGCUGGAAAUCGCGAGUGCGAGAAACGUCUGGACUAGAGACUGUGACUAGAGGUUGUACAAAAGAAACAGACCAACUGCCGUUCUUAUGCCGUACUCCGUCCUUCAGUGGGCAACAGAAGCGACAAGCCAGUGGCCAGUUUCAAGUUGAUUGCUGCACUGGCGAUUUUUGCAACAAGGGGGAUUUCCCAGAAUUGCCUAUUUUGUAUACCAAGAAUAUGACGAUGCAUUCUGAUUCAGUUGAUUAUGCGCUGAAGAUGACGGCGGCGAUUCUGGGGCCGGUUGUGGUUAUUGGAACGCUAGGUGCCAUCGUUCUUUACCUAAUGCGACGCAUCCAUCAGCGAAGACUAUGUCACGAAAGCCGUUUGGACCCUGAUACGUAUUACGCUUCUGAUGAUUUACUUAGAGCGACAGCUGCAGGUGACAGCACUUUACGCGAAUAUCUCGAAAAUUCUUUAACAUCGGGGAGCGGUUCUGGUCUUCCUCUCCUGAUCCAAAGAACAAUGGCAAAACAAAUCUCCCUCGCUGAAUGUAUCGGAAAAGGUCGUUACGGCGAGGUCUGGCGAGGUAUUUGGUUCGGCGAAAACGUAGCCGUGAAAAUAUUUUUCUCACGAGAUGAAGCAAGUUGGAAUCGGGAAACAGAAAUAUACAGUACAAUUUUGUUACGUCACGAAAAUAUUUUGGGGUACAUCGGGUCGGAUAUGACGUCUCGUAAUUCAUGUACUCAGCUAUGGUUGAUCACACAUUACCACCCAUUGGGCAGUCUUUACGACCAUCUAAAUCGCACCACACUCACCCAUCAACAGUUGCUCCGUUUAUGCCUGUCCAUCGCUAAUGGGUUGGUACACCUGCACACGGAGAUAUUCGGGACUGAAGGAAAGCCAGCCAUAGCUCACCGUGAUAUUAAAAGCAAAAAUAUUUUAGUCAAAAAUAACGGGACUUGUUGUAUAGCCGAUUUUGGUCUUGCGGUGACUCAUCAACAAGCCACUGAUCAAUUAGAUAUUGGUUCGAACCCUAAGGUUGGAACGAAAAGAUACAUGGCUCCCGAGGUUUUAGACGAAACGAUACGAAUGGACUACUUUGAUUCGUUUCGUCGAGCCGAUAUUUAUGCUCUAGGGCUCGUCCUUUGGGAAUUAUGCCGAAGGACGGUCAGUAAUGGGAUUGCGGAGGAUUAUAAGCCGCCAUUUUAUGACGUUGUGCCCAAUGAUCCCAGUUUUGAAGAUAUGAGGAAGGUUGUGUGUGUGGAUCAGCAACGUCCGAGUUUACUUAACAGAUGGGCUAGUGAUCCGAUACUGAGUGUUAUGGCAAAAUUAAUGCGAGAAUGUUGGCAUCACAACCCCAACGUGCGAUUACCAGCGUUGAGAAUAAAGAAAACAAUAUUAAAAUUAUGUAGCGGUGAUAAUUUAAUUAAUUUGGAUGAUAGUAUGGAAGUUUGUGUGUGACAAUCUGAAAAGCAUCUGUUUUAAUGUUAUUUUAUAGUCAAGGGCUAGUUUUUAAAUCCGUGGCGAUUUUAAAUUAUUAUUGUUGAACAUUUUAUCAUAGGAUAUUAUUAUAGGACUAAUUUUUCUUUAAUUCUUUCUUAUUUAAGUAUUAUAAUUCAAGUGCCAAAUUUAUUUUGUGGGGAAGUUGUGGGAGGACAACAGUAUUAUGAUUUAAGGUUUUUAUGGUACCCAAAGUUUUGUGUUAUUGACACUAAAAAUUUGAAAAAGGGUGGAACAACAAUUUUCGUGCCAUUUAUUGUUCUUAUUUUGGUUUUAGUUUCUUGAUUUUUGACACCUAUGGUGACAUUUUUUACAUGCUCAAUUUAACAUAAAAAUUCUUUUUAUUAAUUUUCUCAAAUGUUGCUGUAGGUGUUGAUUUGGUAUGGAAAUCGUAUAUUGUUGUAAAUAUUUCAAAUGUUUAUAUCUUGACGUCAUAUCUGUUUAUUAAGAAACUGCUAGAAUUAGAAUUUUAUAUUUUACUAAUUCUAUCAGUUUUUAGUGUUAUUUUUUAAUAAAUUCUAGUAACAGAUUCAUAUCAAUUUAUUUAUCAAUUUAUUAAAAAUAUCCGAGAGCUCAUUCAAAUCAUAAUCAAUUUUUUUAUUACAUUUGUAUGUUAAGUUGUCAUCAUUAGUAUUUAUUGUUCGUUUUAUUCAUUUGUAUAUACACUCAUGGAUGUUUCUGUAUUCAAGAAUAACAUAAGCAAUACAUUUAGUUUUUAUUUGCA